This is a messenger RNA of Nomia melanderi (Alkali bee), 3934 nucleotides long. It is a transcript of the gene Rsod, whose product is annotated as Related to Sod. Gene Ontology annotation, biological process: superoxide metabolic process. The record is from RefSeq and is a predicted model, not a curated record. Gene Ontology annotation, molecular function: metal ion binding. NCBI's taxonomy places the organism in Eukaryota, Metazoa, Arthropoda, Insecta, Hymenoptera, Halictidae.
UAGGAUCAUUUUAAAUGUGAAAUGUGAAUCUGAAAUCAAUUCUGAGAAAUCAAUUAAUAUACUUUGUUGGAAAAAUUGAUGAAGUUAUCUUUUUAACAUACAUACCCUGGAAAAUUAAGGCAUUUAUUUAUUUUGUUCUUAUUAUUAUUACUUUUUACUAUCGCGAUUAGAAAGAAAACUUUGAAAGAAACGAAUGUCGAAAAAUGAUCAUAACACUAUUAUUUUUAAAAUAUCAAAUGUUGAUGAAAUCUAUUAAUACAUAAAGUUUAACACUUCCCUUUUCUUGAACGUGAAGGUCAUUGGUCUCUUAUUUCACUACACUCCCACCACAAUCGUUCGAAGAAAUGAGAAAGUACAAGUCGCGUUACCUUGGUCGGUUUCAUUCUAAAGUAACAGCUUUACACAGGAUGGGUUAAAGCUACAAGUUAGAAUUCUGGUCCAUGAUUUCAAAAAGAAUAUUUUAAAGGUUAUUAAUUCUUAACAAUAUGUGGUGGUUUAUCUUAAUAAGUUGCUUUACUGUUACACAUUCAUUACGUCUCGCGGCAUAUAUUUCGUCUGGCGGACUACAUGGAGAAAUUCGAUUCGAAAAAGCUACGGAAACAUCCGUUAAAGUUCGAUUUUCUCUCCAACCUACUUUACAAUACCCGGAUCAACAAUGGUAUUGGUCAGUUACUCAAUUUCCCGUUGAUUAUACAUCUAUAAAUAAUAGAUGUGAUGAACAAUAUCUUGGAAAAAGUAUCAUCGACUUUACAGAAUUAAUUGGACCACUGGAUUUUCCUGGAAACGAAACAGGAACAGUGGAAGUUUCUGGCAUAAGUUUGACAGGAGAAAUGGGUUUAUGGGGCAAGGGUUUGAUACUGAAGGAUACAUACUCAGCUAGGACAAUUUGUACUUCAAUUACGGUACUGGAAAAAAAUAUAGAAAAAUUUGCAGAGGCACAUUUUUAUGGACCUAUAGCUGGAACUGUUUGGUUUCGGUGGCUAGGUGGUCAUGCUAGAGAUAAUACUACAGAUACAAUAAUUUAUGCAGACUUAUAUCAUGUUAAUAAACAAAAACUACAAAGUGUGGACUACACAGAACAUUAUUGGAAAAUUUAUGUAACUGAUAUUUUUGACCUUGGAAAAGAUAAGUCAAGUUGCAAUAUUCUACAAACUGUUUUUGACCCCGAUAAUGCUGGAAAUGGGAAAGCUAUUGGUGAUAUUGAUAUGCGUUUAGGCAAGAUAAAAGUAGCUACUAAUCAUCAUAAAAGGUAUAAAACUUUAUAUAGAGAUUCAGAACUGUCUCUCCUACCUGCUGAUUUACUUGGUCCUCAUCGCCUCAUAUACUUAGUAAUCUUUCAUCCAACGCACGAUGAUUCCUUUUUAGUGUGUACCAAGAUCAAUCGUUGGAAAACUAUUUCUACCAAAACUUUAAUUAGUUCUCAUGGUAUAAAAGGAGAAGUGACACUGACUCAAGGAACUCCAUUUGAGCCAACAUGGGUUAAUGUAUCCUUAACACCUGUCAAUGACUUAGAAACAAGAUUACGGUAUGCUACUAAGAUAAAAUCAUAUAAAAUUCAUGAAUUGCCUGCAGAAACAGCAAAAACAGUAAGUGACACUACUGAAAUAUGUAAAACAACCGGAAAAAUAUACAAUCCAGGCAAAAUUGAUGAAGCAACAGUUCCACCAGCAGGAUUUGGAACUCAAGAUCAAUAUGCUAUCGGUGACCUUUCGGGGAAACUUCAAGGUCGAAAAGAAGGAUCAUAUCAUUAUGACAUUUUAUCGGGAAGUGCCAAACUUAGUGGUAUUUAUUGGGACACAUAUCUUCCACUUUCUGGAAUUCACAGUGUAAUUCAUCGAGGUCUUGUUCUUCACAAGUAUAAUGAAACUGAUAAUAUGAGUACAAUACCUUGGCUAUGUGGUAUACUAAGUCCCCAUUUACCGGAUAAUAGUGGACAAGUGCCAAUGAUAACAGCACAAGCAAUAUACAGGUAUCCCAUUGUUGGAAGAAUAACUUUUCGCCAGUCACAAAAUAAUCCUCAAAUGGAUACGACUAUCAUAAUUGAAUAUUUAGUACAUGCAGAUGGUAACGCAUUAAACAACUCAGCAUCACAUAGAUGGAUGCUUCAUGAUAACCCACCAGGAAAAGAUUACUAUAAUUGGACAGGUAGAUGCUUAAGUACAGGAGACCCUUACAAUCCUUAUAAAGUAGAGUGGGAUUCAAAGCAUUCCGAAUAUUGUUCAUCAGCUGAAGUAACAUGUAGAGUCGGAGAUUUAACAAGACACGGUACAAUUGAUAUUGCUGGUAGAAAACUUUAUGCAUCUACUUUAACUCGAAAACUAUUUACGGAUACACUGUUAUCUUUAUCUGGACCUAAUAGUAUAAUAGGAAAAAGUUUGGUAAUAUAUGAUGAUAAUGGACCACGUGCAAGAGGAGAAAGAUUAGCAUGUUCAAUAAUUAGUAAAGUACACCGUCGCAAAGGUGUGGUAAAAGAUUGGUUUGGAAAUGGAGAAAACAUUUCAUUAAGAGGGAAAUUGGAAUUUAUACAACAAACCGAAUAUGAUGUUACAAAUGGAGAAAUAAUUCUUGAUGGUUUAAAUGGAAAAAUGAGUGGAUAUCAUGUACACAUGACUCCAGUAGAACCAGAUUUAGAGUUUCCAUGCGAAGGUACAUCUUUAUAUGGACACUGGAAUCCAUUUGGUGUCAAUGUAAAUAGUACACCACUUUCUGGAGAAGGUACAACUGAUCAAUACGAAAUGGGUGAUCUUAGUGGCAAAUUUGGAACUUUAGAAAACAGGAAAAGAUAUACAUCAGCUUUUAAUGAUACAAUGCUUCCUUUAUUUGGAUUAAGAAGUGUAUUAGGUAGAAGCAUAGUAAUUCACAAAAAAGAAAAAAAUUUAAGGUGGGCAUGCUCUUCUAUAGAAAGGGGAUAUUCACCAUCUGAAGCUAGUGAAUUACGAGCCAUUGCUUCCUUUCACCAUCCACAAGGAUUUGCAUAUGGAUAUAUAAAAAUGACACAAUUAGUACAUCGAGAUGGUAGUGAAAGUGAAACCAUACUUGAAGUAAAACUUCAUCAUCCUGGUAAAUACGACCGUAAUAUUACAAAAAAUCAUAAUUGGGCAAUAUAUGUAAAUCCGGUUGGUGUAGAUGCAACUGUACAAAUAAAAGAUACUAGAUGUGUGGCAGGCGGAUAUAUGUGGAAUCCCUACUUUACUCAGUUAGCUGAUCCUUUAAAUGAUGAUCUAUAUAGACAAGAAUGUGGUCCUGAUUUACCAUUAAGAUGUUAUCUUGGUGAUAUAUCUGGCCGAUUGGGUCCUAUUAAUAUAGGAUUAGAAAGACAAGUUUUUACAGAUUCAAACUUCCCCUUAGGUGGUUCAGUAUCUGCUGUGGGAAGAUCUAUCGUUAUUUUUGAUAAAAAUUUUGGAUCUAAUAGAUUUGCUUGUGCUAAUAUUGAACCUGACCAUGAUAUUGUAAAAUAUGCAAAUAUAAGAAAACCACCACGUUUUGUAGUUGCUCAAUUUUUGGAAGAUGUACGGAAAGUUAUGGGAAUUCCUGAAUGGAUGUUAUCUAUCGACAAUAGGAAAACUAAAAUCUUACAUAAUGGAGCAUGCAUUCAGUUUUUAUUACAUUUUAAAGGGCCACUUGCAAAUAAACUAGAACAAGAUUUUAACAAACUCAUGUCUACUGGACGAUUAGAUGCACAAAGUCUAUACAUUCCAGGAUAUGUUCCUACAAAACGUAAAUUAACUUUAGGAUAUCGCCAAUGUGGGAGUCGAGAUCCAAAUGAUAAAAGUUCUAAUUUCUUACUCCCAAAUAUGUGUUCACAAGCAAUACCACAACUGAUUUUAAUUGUAACUAUAUUUAUUAUAAGCAACAAUAUAAUGUAAAUUAUAUAUAUAUAUGUAACAUUGUUUCAGAAAUUUGCUAUGAUAUAUUAAUUUUAUUUUAAACUAUU